AUGACGUGUCACCUUGUACCGAUAAUUCUCGACAUUGUUUCACCUUUGAACGUGAGCCGGUCUGAAGAUCUACACCUUCUAGUGGAGUACUUUGUCGAUCAGUCCAAGUACUGUUACGUAUUAAUAUUACAUCUGACGAUUUCCAUCUGCUUAGGAAUGACGACAGUGAUAAGUAUCGGAGUAACGCUGUACGGUUACGCUUUACACGCUUGCGCGUUGUUUAAAGUAGCCAAUUACCGGAUGGAGAUCACGAUGGGCAAGGACGUAUUAAGAAUCCCUAACCAGGAAAGGGAGCACGUGAUUCAUGGCAGGCUAGUUUGCGCAGUUGACGUGCACCGGAGAGCUCUUCUGUUCGUAUAA
This is a messenger RNA of Dinoponera quadriceps, 360 nucleotides long. RefSeq lists its product as uncharacterized. The transcript is spliced from 2 exons. NCBI's taxonomy places the organism in Eukaryota, Metazoa, Arthropoda, Insecta, Hymenoptera, Formicidae. The record is from RefSeq and is a predicted model, not a curated record. Bases 1 to 360 code for a protein of 119 amino acids.